GAAUCCUUCCUGGACCUGAUCUGAGUUGGACGACGAUGCUUCGCAACAUAAGUUCUGAGGAACGAUGGGCUCUUGUGUCUGGUCUUCAAGCUGCUCAAUCGUAUCAGUUCCGAGUCAGUGCAGUCAACGCGGUUGGGGAAGGAGUUCGGUCUGGACCUUCGAAUGCUGUUACACUUCCUCCGGAACCACCUUCCGGACCUCCUGAGAGCCUGGUUGGUUCCGCACGGUCAGACACAUCGAUAAUGAUCCAGUGGCAGCCACCGGCGGAAAAUGCGCAAAACGGCAGAAUUUUCGGGUACUUGGUGCGUUAUCGCUUGUACGGUUACGGCCAUUCCCCUUGGUCAUACCGGAACAUCACAAAUGAAGCACAGCGGAAUUAUCUGCUUCAAGAUUUGAUCACGUUCAAGGAUUACGAAAUCGGUAUCGCUGCGUAUAACAGGAAAGGCGUUGGAGUUUUCUCCGAUUCCAUACGAGUGCAAACCAAAGAAGGAGUUCCGGAAGCAAUCCCCACGGACGUCGAAGCCUUUUCGCUGAAUUCUACCGCAGUUCAAGUCACUUGGACGCCGCCUGAUCCGCAGAAAAUCAAUGGAAUCAACCAAGGAUACAAGAUAUUUGCUUGGAAAGGUGAUCCGAGGGACAAACAUGUGUUUUCGAAAGGCCCAUCUCUCAGCGAAACGGUUGCCCCCUCUUACUUGAACCCCAUGGAACCUCAGACUGAUGUCAUCAGUGGAUUGGACAAGUACACUGAGUACCAUGUCACGGUCUUGUGUUUCACCAAUCCUGGUGAUGGUCCUCUGAGUCAACCUGUACUUGUCAGGACCCUGCAAGAUGUUCCGGAUGCUGUGUCAGAGUUUGCCUUUGAAAACGUGACGGAUCGUGAGGUUGUGGUCUGGUGGAAACCGCCGGAGAAACCGAACGGCGUUCUGAUGGGAUACACGCUUACCCACAUGAUCAAGGACGUGCCAACUUCUGCUAUCGUCACGAACUUCACUGCAGACGUGACGAAUGCGCAGAUCACGGAUCUGAAAGCGCUGACGCACUACAAAUUUGAAAUCGUGGCCUGGACGGCGAUUGGCGUGGGCGAAAGCAGAGUAGCAGUAAUGCAGAGUGGAGUUGAACCAGUUCUGCCGGAACCGCCUACAAAAUUGGGCGUUUCUAACAUUCAAGCAUUCUCUGUUGUCCUUCAGUUCACACCCGGGUUUGACGGAAAUUCUUCCAUCAGCAAAUGGACAGCUCAGAAAGGUUUGGGGUCGACCUGGGAGCCGGUUUUCGAACUGAAGCAGAAUCCGAAUGCGAGGUCUCUCACAGUGGAAAAUCUCGUGCCGUUCAUGAAUUAUCGCCUUCGAAUCGUAGCAAAUAAUGUUGUGGGUCCUUCGAGACCCUCUGAACCCUCACAGCCAUUCCAGACGAUCCAGGCUCCACCCAAGCACGCGCCCAGGAACGUGACUGUUCGUGCAGUUUCUGCUACAGAACUUCGUGUUCGUUGGAUUCCCCUUCAACAAAUCGAGUGGUACGGAGCUCCUCGAGGUUAUAAUAUCACGUAUCGACGUCUCAGCUUGCGACCGACUUCUGCAUACGAUGACGUAAACAGAGGAAAUGACUUACGUGACAUGGGUUUGGAAAUGACUAUUCGUCCCGGAAGUUAUGAUGAUGACGAUCAGGACGAUUGGUGGCUUCACGGUGUCAAGACGGAACACGUCAUCGUUCAAGACCAGGCUGCGAAUUCCUUCGUUCUCACCGGUUUGAAGGAAUUUUCGCACUACGAGGUCAUUGUUCGUGCUUUCAACGAUGUUGGAUCCUCGGAACCGAGUUCGUCUUCGAGAGAUCAAACGAGAGAAUCAGUGCCCAACAGUGGACCUCGGAAGGUGGAAGCCAAGGCUACUUCAUCUACUACAAUUGUUGUCUCUUGGACCCCAAUUGAACCGGAGAAUGAGAAUGGAAUUAUUCUUGGAUACAAAGUUUACUAUGGAUCGAAGACAGUUCCGUUUCGGUACGAGGACAUCCACGAUAACGGAACAUUCGUCACUACGUUAACCGAACUUCGCAAGUACACGACGUACCACAUUCAGGUUCUCGGUUACACCCGAGUCGGCGAUGGAGCCCUUUCAGGUCCUCCUGUGCAACUACGUACGUUCGAAGACCUACCGGGCGAACCCUCGAAUGUUUCCUUUCCGGACGUGUCUCUUUCGAUGGCGAGAAUCAUUUGGGACGUUCCGGCGGAACCUAAUGGAGAAAUUCUUGCCUAUCGGGUCACGUAUUUCCAACACAAGCAACCCGAAUCCACAAACAUCACGCAAGAAUUAUCCAGUACUGCGAGGACGCUGCGUGCGACGGAUUUGCGACCCGAGACUUAUUACAUGUUCGCGGUCACGGCGAAAACCAAUUUGGGCUGGGGUGCGACUGCGCACGCGUUGGUUUAUAUGACGAAUAACAGGGAGAGUCCUCAAGCACCGAGUCAACCUCAAACGAGUCCUUCACAAGUUCAAAGUAGAUCCAUUACUUUCUCUUGGACUCCAGGACGUGAUGGAUUUGCUCCCUUAAGGUAUUAUCGAAUCGAAUUUGCGGAGGAUUCGACUGGACCCUGGCAAAGUAUUGCGAAGCGCGUGAAUCCCAUGCUGACGACUUAUACUUGCGAGGAACUGAAGCCAUUCACUUCGUAUCGGUUCCGGAUCCGUGCCUUCAACGACAUCGGCCCUUCACCGUGGUCAAAGUCGUCGAAUUUGACUCAGACUUUGCCUGAUGCCCCUGAAAGAUCCGUAGAAGCCGUGCGAGUGAUUCCCAUAACGAGAACUUCAGUCCGGAUCGAAUGGUCUCCUCUGGCGAAAAGUGAUUGGAACGGAGAUUUGAAAUCUGGAGGUUACAGAAUUCUCUAUCGACAAGUCAACCAUUUUCCUUCGAUCUCGCACAAUGUGCAACAGGAGGAAAUCCACGACAUCGAGAGGUCCAGGUCCUCCUCAGUGGAAAGCUUGUCCAAGGCUUUCGCUGAGGCGGACAAAAUGGUGCUGAAUGAUUUGAUCAGAGACAGGAAUUACGAAAUGCAAGUCCUCGGCUUCAACGCUCAGGGAGCUGGUCCAGCGUCGAGUCCACUAACAGUGUGGGUCGGUGAAGCCGUGCCGACAGGCGAACCUCGACACGUUACUGCAGUUGCGACAUCGCCGCAUCAAGUGUCGCUCACAUGGCUCGCCCCUCGAGAAAAUCAGCAGAAUGGGGAUUUGUUGGGCUACAAGAUUUUCUACAAAAACGAGGACAAGCCGGAUCACGAAGAAGAAGUGGAAGUUGUGCCUGCUGCUACCACUGCGCAUAUGUUGCUUUUCAUGGACACGUAUACGACGUACACGAUUCAUAUCUUGGCGUUUAAUGCGGCUGGAGACGGACCUAGGUCUUUGCCGGUUUCCGUGAAAACGCAACAGAGAUACGUUAUGCGACGGUUGCAAGAAACAAAGCUUUAUGAAGCGUCCCAUUUUGUUCGGUUACUGUGCAGUAAAUCAAUUUUAGACGAAGACAAAUCGAUGACGUGCAUUUUUAAAAAGUUGUCGAAUUUGAGUUGUUUCAAUGAGCGCCUGCUGAUGAUGACGAUGUUUUUGGUUUUUCAGGGUUUGCCAGGGCCUCCAGGACCUUUGCUGUUUUCAGAAAUUACGAUGACGUCUGUUCAAGUGAGCUGGAAUCCGCCGGAGAAGCCGAACGGAGAAAUACAAUAUUAUUCUGUGAUCUACAAAACUGCGGAACCGAAUGACAAUUUCUCGAAGGAGGUCAAGCAAAGGGUUCAAGAGCCGUAUUGGUUAGUAACCGAUCUUGACGAAGGCAUUGCGUACACGUUCACUGUCCGGGCAUUCACGAUUGGAGACGGGCCACCGUCUGAAGCAAACAUCACUACUGGCCCGCAAGACGGAAGUCCGUCUGCAAUUGAGAACCUAUCUGUGAGAGAAACGCUGAGUGCAUUUUCGCUAAGCUGGACCAACGGGAGAUCAGGGCGAGGACCGAUUCUCGGUUAUCUAAUUCAAGCCAAACGGAAAGGUGAUCAUCAAUGGGAGACGGUUAGUCGAACGACGCAAGGACCCGUGGAAUCGUACAGUAUUCCCUAUGGGAAUUUACAACCCGCAAGCUGGUAUUGGUUCAGAGUGAUGUCUUACAACGCAUUCGGCGUUUCACCUGCUGCGACGAUGAGCAACCCUCUUGCUACUCCUGCAAAGGCAUACGGUUUUACUGCUCAACCUCCGUUUUAUCGUCGGCCGGAAUUCUUGGUAGUCGUUGCUGCUGGCGGAGUUGUGUUGUUGAUAACGGUUAUUGCCGUUCUCUGCGUCAAGAGCAAAACUUACAAGUACAAGGGUGAGUUAGGCUUCAGUGGAUUUGAUCUUGAUUUGGCUGAAGAAGCGAAUAAGACGCACGAUGAAUCUCUCAGUAUGGACGGUGGCGAAUCCGGUUUUGGAUCCCUCGGUGGGAUGCGGCAAUCUCGUCGCAAGAAUUCGAUAAGUAAAAUGCGUGCUUCGAUUGUCCGCCAUGGACAGAGCUUGUCGGGUACGUUGGGCAGUGUGCGGAACGGAAUGGGUAGUCUGCGAAGGCCGGGAACUUCUCAGGCGCCACUCGGGAAACUGCCGCCUCGUCCGCGUCCAGCGUCUGUCACGUACAGCGACGAUGACAGCUCGUCGGUGAAGGGCUACGAUCCGAACCCGGAUGACGAGGAGUCGGAGUUGACUGAGAAGCCUUCCGAGCUGAGCACGACUGAUUCUCAGGCAACCGAAAGUGAUGGUGAAAGCGAGAACUCUCACCCGCACUCGUUCGUGAACCACUACGCCAACGUGAACGACACUCUGAGGCAAACGUGGAAGCGAGAAGCCCGACCGGCGCCUCCACCGCCGCCACCUUCAGCAGUAGCAACUGCUGCUGGCCCCGGAGUCGCCGGCCCCAGCGGCAUUAAUCAGCCGUCCACCAGCAGCGCAGCCAUGCAACAUCACGUUUUGCCACCUUAUCAGCCUGGACCUUCCAACUACCACUUGCAUCAACACACGAGCCCACGCCCUCCGAGUGGCGCGAACACUAUUCAAUCGCAACCGGAUCCGUAUUCCUUGCAUCCUCCGCAUCAGCAUCACGUCCAGCAGCAGCAGCAACAACAGCAGCAGCAGCAGCCUCAGCAGCUGUAUCACCACCAGCACCCUUCAGUGAUUGGGCCACCGUCCACUACUGCACCCGCUCAGCUGAAUCCGGCCACGUUGCGGGCACACACGCGGGCAAUGGGCCAGAAUCAGCUGCAUGGGCCUCCGCGGAAUUAUUCGAGUUUUACGGAGUCGGAGCAAGAGGGCUCCACAGUCAUGUCGCUCAACGGGGGGCAGAUUGUUCUGAACAAUAUGGCCGGAUCUCGAGCCCCACUGCCCGGGUUUUCGUCGUUUGUUUGAUCAAAAGUCUGUUCUCGAGAGUUUUCAUGCCAAGCGAGACCUGGUUUCUUUAUAUGUUCGACUGGUGGUGAAUUUUUUUUAAUGAGGAUCUCAGGAAAGAAUUGCAGAACGAUGUGAGUUCUGACGGCCGGCACCAUCACUUUUGAUAGCGAUUUCCAAACUGUUCUUGCAUGGAGAAUUAUGUAGUGAAAGGUGUCAUUUUCAUGUUGCGAUUCCGUGGAAAGUGGAGAACAACUUCGUCGUAUUGUCCCUAAAUCCGUCAACCACUUGAUACUUGAUUGCUAAGAAUUUCGCGCGUUGAGGAGCCCAUUGAAUGCAGCUUUUUGUUACGAUCGACUUUCAUGUUCCCGGAGUUGGUGCAUUUCAACAUCAAAAUUUUAAUCGGAGAUCUUAGAGCUGGACAUCGGCAUCUUACAGUGAAGACCGUGGUUUCUUUGAUAAUGACGAAAGCAAAAUCAUUUCAUACAUCUCAAGGGGAUUCCCUGCAAGACUGUGUUCAAGAUUUUGAUGGUGGAUUGAUUUGAAUUGAUUGAUUUUUUUUUACGGGACAGACCCGUCAAUGGACUGAAAAGACUCUUAUACAAUAGGCGUUUCUGCUGUGAUACCUUGCGUCAUGCGUGUGUAGAAAGCAGCUAUUUCCAUUAUGUCUGAUUCGAUUUUCGUUCUUUGAUAAACUGUGAUAAGUUGAAUUAAGACGUAUCUCCAAAACUACCGAUGAGGGUAAUUGGUAGGACGUGAGUGGAUGAUUCAUUUGUGUGAAUUUUUUUUUAUUCAUAGACGCUUUUCUGGAUGUUAGGAAGUUUUGAGUAGUUUUUAUUUCGAUUUCAGUGUUGUGUCUGCGUGUGGGCGUAUCGUUUUUAUUCGUUUUCCGAUGAUGUGAAAUGUUACUAGUAGUGUUGGAAGCGUUUGUUUGGUCAUGGGCAGGUGCCAAUACAGCUUGUUAUACAUAUA
Notodromas monacha is the source of this 6341-nucleotide messenger RNA. NCBI's taxonomy places the organism in Eukaryota, Metazoa, Arthropoda, Ostracoda, Podocopida, Cyprididae. The record is from the annotation of a GenBank genome assembly.